AUGUCAAAUAUCAGUUUUCAACCGAACUCUCGAACGGAUGCUGAUGAUCCAUUUGUCGAGCAAUUUGCUCAACGUGUCGUGCACUUAAAAGUUUAUCGACCGGAUUAUCUCGAUGCGACUCGAUUUUCGAACGUUCAUUCACUAGAAUUUUACGAUUUUCUAUCUCAGCAACAAUUGGCACAGGUUCGACAUGAAUAUUUUGCUCAUCUUGUUCAUCUUCGAAUGUGCUAUAUAGAAGACUCUACUGUUGCAUCGAUCUUUUACCAAAUGAUUUUUUCCAAUGGAUUUCCAUCUUUGUAUAAAUGUAUUUUGGAUGAACUUAUUCCACCAGAACCCAACCAUCGAUGGUCAAGCUCACCUUCACUUCACUCACUCAUCAUUGGCGGAUUUGCUUUACCUGUUUAUUCAUUUAUACUUAUUUCUUGUCCAAAUUUGACUCAUCUACAUUGGUCGACAAUACGAUAUACAGAUACAGACAUUGAAGUUGUUCCUGUUCAACAUACUCAUCUAAAACGUCUUUACAUUCGAACGAUAAAUAUUCGAAACAUCGAAACUAUUCUUCUUCGUGUGCCUAAUCUUAAGCGAUUGUAUAUUGUUUCUGAUUGGUCUCGUGGGAAUAAUUGUUUACCAUUGGAUUUCAAACAAUUGGCUGAUAUUCUAAUUCGAUGUGUUCCCUGUCUGCAUCAUUUCGAUUGUGAUACAAUGCAACGAAAUCCACUUGAUAUUGAUAUUAUUCGUAGAUUUCAUUCAUGUUUCAGACGCAUUCAAUUUGAACGAGUACCUGAUGGUCGUACAAGAAUUUUUACCAUCGAACGAAAUGGUGUGUGA
Messenger RNA from Rotaria sp. Silwood1, 828 nucleotides. The record is from the annotation of a GenBank genome assembly. Lineage: Eukaryota; Metazoa; Rotifera; Eurotatoria; Philodinida; Philodinidae.